UACCAAUCGAGUAGUCGCUUGCCAAAGGCACAAGUAUAAAUGUCUAAUCGCUUUAACUUGCAAGUUUAGUUGUCUCAUGCAUCUGUAAGAGAUUGGUGUAAAUAAAGUACGUGUCUUCAUAUAUGUAUAUGCGUACAUACAUAUAUGGAAUAGUGUCCGGAAGUGAAUUGUGUAAAAUAAUAACGGACUUUGCCUAUUUUUGGAAAAAGUGUACAAGUUCUGCACGAAACAGGCUUAAAAUAUUGUUCUAUUAUGGAAAAAACACUAGAACGUGACUUUUUUGGUGAUUUCCAUCAUACAUAUGUAAGUGUGAAAAUGUGAAACCAGAGAAAUAAAAAAAUAGAAUAAAAGAAAAUAAAAUAAAAUUAAAAUUAAAUAAAAUAAAUUAAGACUACUACCUUAAACUAAAAGAGUCCCGUAAUCAAGUAUCGGUAAAACCUGCAAAAGAAGCCACCGAUUUCCCGCCAAAACUUAUUUUUUGCGAAACAUACAUACAUAUGUGCUAACAAAUACCGGUUUUGUGUGUGCAAAAAAAAAAUAUAGGAGAACGAACAAAGUGUAAAAUAAUAUAUAGAGAACAAUUGAACUGACACAAAUUUAUCAUGGCAACGAGCAACGGUGCUUUAACAUUUACAUUAAAUGAGAUAAUUAAAGAUGCACAUUGCAUUCGCGAAUAUAAAGGAGACAACUCAUGCGCUCUUACUUCGUUCUUAAGAGAAGUGGACAUGGUCUUAACGUUUUUUCCAACGGAUUCGCCAGAGAAAACCUACGUGUUUCAUCGUAUUAUAAUCAAUAAGAUUCAAGGUGAAGCUUUGCACGUCGUUCGAACUCUUGGCCCCUCACCAACAUGGAUGGAACACAAUCUUCUAAUUUGUUUAAACGUAAUACACGGCCCAGUAUAGAAUGUUUGAAAAACGAUCGUUUCUAUCGUGAUCCGCAUCGACCGGUACACAAGAUUUGGACCAACACUGAAUGUUCAAAGUAUUUCCUUUGUUUAGAUGGUGACGUUUUUGAAUUCAAAUGCUCGGAGGGGUUAUUAUUUGAUGUUGUCAGACAAAUUUGUGAUUUUAAACAGAAUGUGGAUAACUGUGAUAUUACUGCAGAAAAACAAAUCUCGAAACCACUAUUGGAAAAAGGUGGAUGCAAAGACAAAACACAUUUAAGUUGCGCGGACGGCACUUGUCUACCAAGCGAAUAUUUUUGUGAUGGAUCCGUUGAUUGUCCAGAUGAAUCCGAUGAGGGUUGGUGCGAUAUGGAUAACGACCCCAAUGCUGCUAUUUCAUGCGACAUGAGUAAAUGCCAUUUACCCGACUGCUUCUGCUCUAAAGAUGGUACACUAAUACCAGGACAAUUAAGCCCAAAUAUGAUCCCACAAAUGAUAACGUUAACGUUUGACGAUGCAGUGAAUUUUGAAAACUUCGAUUUAUAUACAAAACUUUUGUUUAAUCCAAACAACCGUAAUCCAAAUGGUUGCUCAAUUAAAGGCACAUUUUUUGUCUCACAUCAGUAUACAAAUUAUCAAUUUGUGCAGAAACUAUGGAACGACGGUCACGAAAUUUCUGUACACUCUGUAACACACCGCGGUCCGGAGAUGUGGUGGACAAAAAAUGCCACUAUUGAGGACUGGUUUGAUGAAAUGGUUGGUCAAGCAAACAUUCUAAAUCGUUUUGCAAAUAUACGAAUGGAAGAUAUUAGAGGGAUGCGUGUACCAUUUCUUCGUAUUGGCUGGAAUAGACAAUUUUUAAUGAUGAAAGAGUUUGGUUUCGUUUACGAUGCUUCGAUGGUGGCCCCUUUUAGUAAUCCUCCACUUUGGCCUUAUACCCUGGACUUUAAAAUGCCUCAUACGUGUACAGGCAUCAAUCAGAAUUGUCCUUCUAGAAGUUAUCCAGGCAUUUGGGAGAUUGUGAUAAAUCAGUUAGAAGUAGGCGACUUCACAUGUGGUAUGAUUGAUAGUUGCCCAUCUCAAUUGAAUGGCGACGAUGUCUAUCGCAUGCUAAGCCACAAUUUUAAACGACAUUAUUUAUCGAACCGUGCUCCAUUCGGAAUAUAUUUCCACGCAACAUGGUUUAAUAACAAUAAUUACUUGGAGGCAUUUUUGCGUUUUAUGGAUGAUAUGCGACAGCUAACGGACGUAUAUUUUGUUACACAACAGCAAGUUAUUCAAUGGAUGCGACGACCAACAAUUACUCCAAACUUAAAUACAUUUGAGCCAUGGAGUUGUAAACCCCGCCAGUGGGAAUCUACGGAAGUAGUUUGCAGUAUCCCAAAUACUUGUAAACUACGAAGUCGCGUCUUGCAGCAAGAUAGAUAUUUAUAUACUUGUAACGAAUGCCCAACACAAUAUCCUUGGAUACGCAAUGAAUUUGGUUUAGAUUAGUAUAUCUUGUUGCUAUAUUCUUUACCGUAUUUAUAAACCAUAAAAAUAUUAAAUUAAAUAUGAAAUCAUUUUUAACUUUCCUUAAAUUAUUUAACAUUAUUCAUACUUUAUUUAAAUUAUUUAAAAUAUAUAUAUGUAUAUAUACGUUGAAACAUAUUAAACUUAGUUUUUAUAUGUAACUGUUAAUAAAUUUUAAUAAUUAUG
Bactrocera dorsalis (oriental fruit fly) is the source of this 2581-nucleotide messenger RNA. It is a transcript of the gene ChLD3, whose product is annotated as chitin deacetylase 1. Gene Ontology annotation, cellular component: extracellular region. The transcript has 8 exons. Gene Ontology annotation, biological process: carbohydrate metabolic process. Lineage: Eukaryota; Metazoa; Arthropoda; Insecta; Diptera; Tephritidae. Gene Ontology annotation, molecular function: protein binding; chitin binding. The coding region runs from base 848 to 2377 and encodes 509 amino acids. The record is from RefSeq and is a predicted model, not a curated record.